This is a messenger RNA of Corylus avellana, 765 nucleotides long. The record is from RefSeq and is a predicted model, not a curated record. Lineage: Eukaryota; Viridiplantae; Streptophyta; Magnoliopsida; Fagales; Betulaceae.
AUGGGGGUUGAAGGGGCUAGGCAGAUACAACAUUUUAGCCAUGAACAUGAUUUAAUUCUUAGCAAUGAGGAGCUCAUGAAAGAUGAGCUUUGUGAUGGUUGUGUUCAACUAAUCUCUACCCCAUUUUACAGUUGUACGCAAUGCAAUUUCCUUCUCCAUAGUAGAUGUGCUCAGCUACCAAGAAACAAGUGGCAUCCACUUCAUCCACAUUCGCUCAUCCUCAUUAGCAUACGGUCAAAGUAUUAUUUUGCAUCGUUCUCAUGUAAGGCUUGUCAACGUCUCAGCAAUGGUUUCAGCUAUGUAUGUGGAACGUGUUAUUUUGGCUUUGACCUUCAAUGUUGUUCAAUUCCGAAAACCAUGAAACAUGAAGGCCACCAACACUCUCUCUCCCUCGCGGUUGAUUCUAAUAGAAGAUGUCAUGUUUGUAAUGUCACUUCUAAUGACAAACCUUGCAUGUUGGUAUGUACUUAUUGCGAUUUUGCCUUGGGUUUCGAAUGUGCAACUCUUCCGCUCGAAGCUAGGCACAAAGAUGAUGAUCAUCUCCUCAAGCUCACCUACAAUGCUGAAGCUUAUUGCGAAGAAUACUAUUGUCUAAUUUGUGAAAAGAAAAGAGAUCCGAAACAAUGGUUUUAUUAUUGUACCGAAUGCGACUUUCCUGCUCAUUCCCAAUGCGUUUUAGGAAAAUAUCCAUGCAUUAAGUUUGGAAGUACUUUCACAUCCAAAGAUUAUCAUUGGCUCCCUUCCAAUUUUGUCCCAGAGACUUGA